Messenger RNA from Austrofundulus limnaeus, 2200 nucleotides. It is a transcript of the gene mospd2, whose product is annotated as motile sperm domain containing 2. The record is from RefSeq and is a predicted model, not a curated record. Gene Ontology annotation, cellular component: endomembrane system; endoplasmic reticulum-endosome membrane contact site. Lineage: Eukaryota; Metazoa; Chordata; Actinopteri; Cyprinodontiformes; Rivulidae.
GGUGCUUCUUUUCCGACGCAACACCUCAUCCGUACUGAAACAAAAACAGAGGAGGAGGGGCGGAGUCACGCCAGAGGAGGAGGGGCGGAGUCACGCCGGAGCCAAAAUGGCAACGACAGGAUGCCGGUUUCACACUUCGCACUGAUUCUUCUGAACAGCUAACUUUAGCUAACUAGCUUGUUCAGCGACAACGCGGAACCACCACAGACUCAGGGAGAGUCGGACAUGGCAGAGCAGGAGCCAGCCGAAGCAGUGCAGGAUCUGGACAAGAAAGUCGAGGAGAUCAGGCUGAGAUUCAAGAAUGAGUUACUUCAAGGUAACAAUWCAACUGAAAAGUAUGACCCCAGGGAUGUGGAAAGGCUGCAGAAUGACAACGCUUUGGUAGAGGGAUACCUGGCAUGGAGGCUUUAUGUKGUCGAUGAUGCCUUGAAAAUGAUCGAUGAGAGUUUCCUAUGGAGAAAGGAAUUUGGUGUAAAUGACCUUACUGAGAGCACCAUUCCCAAGUGGAUGUUUGAGUCCGGUGCUGUCUACCUCCAUGGCUACGACAAAGAGGGCAACAAACUCUUCUGGUUCAGGGUGAAGCUGCACGUCAAAGAUGCUAAAACCAUCCUGGACAAGAAGAAGUAUGUCGCCUUCUGGUUGGAACGGUAUGCCAAGAAAGAACCUGGGAUGCCACUCACCGUUGUGUUUGAYAUGUCUGAGUCCGGCAUUAGCAAUAUAGACAUGGAAUUUGUAAAGUACAUCAUCAACUGCUUUAAAGUGUACUAUCCCAAGUUUUUAUCCAAAAUGGUCAUAGUGGAUAUGCCUUGGAUCAUGAAUGCUGCAUGGAAAAUUGUGAGGACGUGGUUAGGCCCAGAGGCARUCAGCAAGCUGAGGUUUGCUUCCCGAGCUGAGGUCCAGACGUUCAUUGAUUUAGAAUACCUGCCUCCUCACAUGGGCGGAACGGACACCUUCAUGUACAACUACCCACCUCUACCUGAUGAUGACUUCCAGACGCCCAUCAAUGAAAACGGAGCUAUCGUCAUCGACGAUGAUGCCGACAGCAAACUGGGUGAAAUAGAAAGCACCUCUGACAUUGUGCCAAAGCCCAAAAAGGUGAAUUUCCUGGAAGACAGUUUGAGGUCGGAGGACAGCGAUAGGGGAGAUGUAAGCGUUCGGGUCAAAGGAGCCAGAAGGCCGCUGACCACCUUCAAAGGUCUUCUGCUCGAUGUUAGCCCUGCAGAAGAGCUGAGCUUUGGUUCUGGAGACAAUGAGAGGAAAUGCCUCAUUAUCUUGAGCAACGUGACCAAAAAUCAGGUGGCCUUUAAGGUCCGGACCACAGCACCUGAGAAGUACAGGGUGAAGCCCAGCAGCAGCAGCUGUGAACCGGGAGCUUCAGUAGACAUAGUCGUGUCUUUACAUGGAGGUUCCCAGGCCUCUCCGCAAGACAGAUUUCUGAUCAUGGCCGCAGAAAUGGAAAACGUUGGAUCACAAGAUCUGGCACAGUUCUGGAAAGAAGUACCGAAAGCAAAAAUCAUGGAACACAGAUUACGUUGUCAUGCUCUGGAUAGUGUUAAACCAGCAGUGGACGCUCUCAGGGACAGUCCAGUGGACACCUUUAAUGGUGGACAGCAGGAGGUCAGCACAGCACUCAUGCGAUUGAUGAACUGCAACUCCCGUCUGGAGCAGAAGGUGAACUCGUGUUUGUGGCUGCAGAAGGUCCUGGUCGUGUCGGUGCUGAUCCUCAUGGCACUCAACCUGCUGUGCCUCUACCUGCUGGGCACAACGAGCCAGCGUCCAUCCUGACCCGCCGCCGCAUCCUCUGCCUGCGUCUGUCAGCCUCCGACGUGCUGACGCUUCCAGCUGGGGCUGCGGUUGUCCACCCGAAGAGACGGCGGCGCUGCCCUCCCCACCCACCCAUCCCUCCCCCAGGCUGAUGUCUCGGAGAGGAGGAGAGCUGACUUUUUAAGGACACGUGAGCCGAUGUGGAGCUCGUACCUGAAGAGAGAUGAGGCUUUUUCCUCUUCUCACCAUUCCGCAGUUAAUCUAACAGACAAUUGUAGCAGUGAUGGUCAUGAAAAUGUAUUUAAAUAAUGCAACAAUCACAGUUUGUGCAGUGAAAAUAUUAGUCAUUUUAAACUUGAUGUUUACUUUUUAUAUUAUAAAUCUACAAAAAAUGUAUUUAAACCUACAAAACAUGAAAUAAACAUCUUUUGUCAAA